Messenger RNA from Papaver somniferum (opium poppy), 910 nucleotides. RefSeq names its product nucleolin-like. Bases 237 to 902 code for a protein of 221 amino acids. The record is from RefSeq and is a predicted model, not a curated record. NCBI's taxonomy places the organism in Eukaryota, Viridiplantae, Streptophyta, Magnoliopsida, Ranunculales, Papaveraceae. The transcript is spliced from 2 exons.
UCUUCAUUUUUGCCGCCGAACCCUCUCCAUAAACCGAUUAAUCGUUCGAUGAAAAAUCUUUGAUCGUCGAUUAAAACCAAACUACAAUGAUGGGUAGAACGAAACGUUGAGCUAGAGAUCUACUUCCAGACUUUCAUGUUGGACUGCAAUACAAUCAAUCAAGUUCUAGGACAAGCGAAGAACAAAUCAAUUCGAGGGGUGUUGAUUCACAAAAUCCAGAUUCGAAUAAACCCCUAAUGUAUAUUAGAAGGAAACAAGCCAAAAGUGGUGGGAGAGUUGUAAUUCAAAAGGACAAGAAGAAGAGGUCUAUGGAAGUAACCUCUUGUAAUGUUAGAACUCCGCAACCUCGUGUAGGAAACAAAAAUUUGGGUGCACAUAAAAGAGGAACUACAACCUCUGAUACAGAGGAUGGAGAGACAGAGAUACCACCAGAAGGAGAAGUUCAGGGAAGUCGAGCUAACAAGGAAAAUACUAUUGUAAUUAAAAAGACCGGAAGCGGAGGUGGAUUACAAGGUAACAUAAAUAGAGAUGAAGAUGAAGAUGAGCAACGAAGACCACAAAGGGCUGGAAAACAAGUCGUUGAAGAUGAAGAAAAUGAAGAUGAAGAUGAUGAAGAAGAAGAACCACCACAACCACAACCAAGAAAAAAAGUAAACCAACAGAAAGUUGCUAAAACACGGAAGAAAAAGCUUCAUAUUCCCGAUGAUGAUUACGUAAUACCUAUCCAGAGGAACGCCCAAACACUUGGUCUUCCUCCAUAUGGAGGAAAGGUUUUGAUUGGUUACGAGGAGUCGUGGGAAAAGCGAAUAUAUGAGACUCCGGAUCAUAGGGGUGAUGAGUGUCAAAUAUUGUAUAUAUUUAUCCCUUUUUGUUGGCAUUUUAACUCAUCUUUUGUGCAUUAAUUCUACAU